Vanessa tameamea is the source of this 1043-nucleotide messenger RNA. RefSeq lists its product as uncharacterized. Gene Ontology annotation, molecular function: ubiquitin-protein transferase activity. Gene Ontology annotation, cellular component: Smc5-Smc6 complex; nucleus. Lineage: Eukaryota; Metazoa; Arthropoda; Insecta; Lepidoptera; Nymphalidae. Gene Ontology annotation, biological process: double-strand break repair via homologous recombination. The transcript is spliced from 5 exons. Bases 102 to 941 code for a protein of 279 amino acids. The record is from RefSeq and is a predicted model, not a curated record.
UAAUGUAAAGCCUAGCCGCAAAUAUAGGUUAUUCAAAAAACAGUAAAAAACGAAUUACUGUUUAAAAGUGAGGUAGCUAAACGUGCGCUUACUCUUACAAAAUGUCUUACGAUAACAUCCAUAGAUUUUUAUUACGUUCAGUUGCAAGUCUUGGAGUGUUAUCCUUUCAUGAUACUGAAGAAAUUUUAUCUAAAUCUUUUCCUGAGACAGAAUUUGCAAUUAAUGAUUUAGUUCAGAAUAUAAAUGAAAAAUUGAAACCGCUCAAGCAACAGAUAAAGAUUGUGAAUGAAGAAACAACAAUGCAAAAGAACUUAGUUUUUAUCUCUUUAGGAUGUGACAUAACCACCAAGACCCAAAAUAUGUUCUCUUCAGAGCAGCUGGAUUAUUUCAGGAUUCUAUUAGAGCAAAUAAUGACAACUGAAAGUCGACAAAUAACUGCAAUUCAAGCUAUUAACUUAGCUGGUAAAGGAAGUGUUGCCAUAACAGAUGCUGAGGCUUUGCUUCUCAUAUGGUGCAGAAUGCAUUACUUGGAAAAGAUCGGCAGCAAUUAUGCAAUAGGUCUUCGAGCUAUUCAUGAGUUUGAAAGAUACUUUCAAGAGAACAUGCCAGAUAGAGUUCCAAAUUGCUGCCUUUGCAACCAAAGUGUGUUUAGAGGCUACAAUUGUCCUGGAUGUGAUGAAGCUAUACACACCAACUGCUUGAAGAAUUAUUCUGACAAACAUCACAAAUGGCCGUGCUGUAAAGCUGACUUUUAUGAAAGCCAUCUCGAGCGACUUGACUGUCAAGGAAUGUCCCAAACAUUACAUUCAAAACGUCAAACUCAAGGUGAACCGAGCAACGUCAGUAACCGGACAGUAGAGAUAGAAGACAGCGAUCAAGAGACAGAGGAAACAACUGUCGAAAUAUCACAGUCAAAGAAGAGAAAGAGAAAAACUAAAUGAAGGGAAUUAUUUUAUAGUAACAGGAGUAAUAUCAUAUUUAAAUAGGUAUUCACCGAUUGAAAUACCAAAUUGUUAAAUAAAUAAAUACAAAAUAAUAAUAAA